Caenorhabditis remanei is the source of this 411-nucleotide messenger RNA. RefSeq lists its product as uncharacterized. Gene Ontology annotation, cellular component: mitochondrion; glycerol-3-phosphate dehydrogenase (FAD) complex. Gene Ontology annotation, biological process: glycerol-3-phosphate metabolic process. Gene Ontology annotation, molecular function: glycerol-3-phosphate dehydrogenase (quinone) activity. Lineage: Eukaryota; Metazoa; Nematoda; Chromadorea; Rhabditida; Rhabditidae. The transcript is spliced from 3 exons. The coding region runs from base 1 to 411 and encodes 136 amino acids. The record is from RefSeq and is a predicted model, not a curated record.
AUGUCGUGGGUGCGAUUCACGAAGACGGGCGUCGCCGUCGUCGCCACGUCGGCGGCGGCGAUGCUCGCGCUCGACAUGACGAACGAGAAGCGAUUUCAGCGAGCAAAGAUCACUUCCGAACAGUUCACCGCCGAUCGACUCGCCGAAUUGAAUAAACGAGCUCCGAGUGCUCUCCCAACCCGAAAAGAUAUUCUGACCAGUUUGAAUAAAGGUGACGAAUUCGAUGUUCUCAUCAUUGGAGGCGGAGCCACUGGCGCUGGCGUCGCCCUCGACGCUCAAACACGUGGAUUGAAGACGGCACUCGUCGAGUUGGACGAUUUCUCGUCGGGAACAUCGUCGAGAUCGACGAAAUUGAUUCAUGGAGGUGUUAGAUACCUUCAGGUGCGGGAAAAUCCAAAAAAAAACGCAUAA